This is a messenger RNA of Aphanomyces astaci, 195 nucleotides long. RefSeq lists its product as hypothetical. Lineage: Eukaryota; Oomycota; Saprolegniomycetes; Saprolegniales; Verrucalvaceae. The transcript has a single exon. The coding region runs from base 1 to 195 and encodes 64 amino acids. The record is from RefSeq and is a predicted model, not a curated record.
AUGCUGUACACCAUCAAAGCUAUGCGUAUCGAGCCUGUGACAUGCAACAACGAAGCCAACAAGACAAAGCGAAAGGCGUUUGUGGACACCCUUUUGCAACAUCAACAAUGCGGAGACUACAUUGCAUACUACGACGAAACCAACUACAACAUCUACUGCCAUCGCACCCUCGGGCGUGCAAAGAAAGGCCAAUGA